Dicentrarchus labrax (European seabass) is the source of this 2400-nucleotide messenger RNA. RefSeq names its product homeobox protein HMX1-like. The transcript is spliced from 3 exons. The record is from RefSeq and is a predicted model, not a curated record. The coding region runs from base 492 to 1367 and encodes 291 amino acids. Gene Ontology annotation, cellular component: nucleus. NCBI's taxonomy places the organism in Eukaryota, Metazoa, Chordata, Actinopteri, Moronidae. Gene Ontology annotation, molecular function: RNA polymerase II transcription regulatory region sequence-specific DNA binding; DNA-binding transcription factor activity, RNA polymerase II-specific. Gene Ontology annotation, biological process: negative regulation of DNA-templated transcription; regulation of transcription by RNA polymerase II.
GCUGAUUUCCAGUCAGUAGUAAAUAUAAAGUGUGCAUGGACAGAUGUAACCAAUAGGCGGUACUGUGCCAUUCUCCAUGAAGCUUUCUCCAUCUCCAGCCCUGAGGACAACACUGUCUCUGCUUUGGUUUGCUUCCUAGUUGACCUAAAUACUGCAUCUCUCGGUCCCUCAAGGCAGACGAUCACACAGCCUACGAGAGAGGCUCCGAAGAACGAGACGGUCUAGAGGUUGUUGGGUUUUUUUUUUUUCCUGGAGUAAUUCAUCGUCCCUUCAACGAGACAUUUCUGUCUGGAUCUCUUACAGCUGAGGUUUCGGCUCUCUCUCUUGCUCUCAUGGGCAGCGUCGGGAUGGUUUACGCGGAGCAGAAGACACUCCUGGCUGGAAUCAAGACACAUUCCCGGGAAUGAUUUUAUAAACAUCCAAAUCUGUUGGGUUUUUUGUUUGUUUGUUUUAAAAACAACGUGCCUGGAGGACGGCCAGAAAAAGUCGAAAUGCUUGACGAUAAAGCUCCGAGAUCGAAGCUAGGUCCUCCGUCGAGAGGUUCGUCUUUUUACAUUGAGAAUUUACUGGGGACUACACACAGAGCAGCUUCAGCGGAGGAGCAGGCGGAGACCCCGAGCUUCAAAGUUACCGUCCACAGCCCGGUGAUCUGCCCGGUGAUCUGCCCGGGACUGGAAACAAAACGUGUGGGCGACAGUGAAGCGCUGAGCUGGAGCGGGACAUCACCAAACACCGCGCACGGCACCUCGAGAAGUCCGCCGUACAGGGACGGACACGCAGACUCCGUGCCGACGUGCGACCGGGAUUCCCCAACUUCAACGGGGCGGGCGGAGGAGACCGAUGAGCCGGAGGAGAAAGGGGACGAUAGUCUGACGGAUGACAGGGACGAGGACGACGCGCGCUCCUCCUGCUUCUCUCGAGACGACAGCUGUGAUACAGGUGACAUGAAAAUGGCACGAAAGAAGAAGACCCGCACCGUGUUCAGCCGGAGUCAGGUGUUCCAGCUCGAGUCCACCUUCGACCUGAAGCGCUACCUGAGCAGCUCGGAGCGAGCCGGGCUGGCCGCCUCGCUGCAGCUCACCGAGACCCAGGUGAAGAUCUGGUUUCAGAACCGCAGGAACAAGUGGAAGAGGCAGAUCGCUGCAGACAUGGAGGCCAGCAGUGCCAUCGUCCCCUACCCUGCCCAGAGGGUCGUCAGAGUUCCUGUGUUGUAUCGCGAUAGCGUCACCGGGCCCGUGACGCUCACCAGCCUGCCUCAAGUGUCGCAACCAGUGCUCGGUUUCUCCAGUCAUAUCAGCUAUCCAUUGACUUCCCACUUCACCCAUCCGGUGUCAUUCCUAACACCACAGAUGACUGGACUGGUGUGACUUUAAGGACCAAGGAUAACUGUGACUCUUUCGUGAAACCAAUUAAUCAAAUAAAGAUGCUGCAAAAAACAUUUUAGUUCAGAGCCUGUCAAGUCAGACAAUAACAGUCAUCCUGUGUUUAACUGCUUCUUUUAGGGAUUUUCUAGAAGGAACUUCAAUAAAUUAAUCCAGAUUCACAUUAAAGGUGAAUCACUCAUCUCGUAGGCAAUCAUGGUCCUUCAACAGCUGCUUUAAAAUCCUUUAAACAAGAAACUUUCACCCCUUUAGUAGCAUUGUUUUUUAUUUUGAACGUAAGUAAUUUUGAGAUUCAGUUUCACACCAGGUCACACAGGUUUCAAGUAUAGCUCUAUUUAGUCCUGAUUUUUCACAGAAAUUGUAUGGAUGAUCCACACAUAUGGGAUCAAAUAAGGGUCAAUACGAUUUUGAGCUUGUGAAAUGAAGCCUUUGUAAAACUGCACGAGAAGUUCAAGAUUGAGGAUGUGUAGGGGGAAAAAUCUGUAGUAGAUUUAGAAUGAAGAAUUAGUGCACAAAUAUUAUCAACGCUCAACACAAAGAAAACAUCUGAGUACAGAUUCAAAGCAGGAAACUGUGAAAGUCAAACUGUCUGUUUUUAAUCUGUACUCUGGUGGUUAGUUCAGCUUUUUUUUAUCAGAGUAACCUCCCCACAGAACACACAUAUUAUUACACACGCACGAUUUCUCAUGCAGUUUUCUCUUUAUAAAGGCUGAAAUACAACCUUUUCUCAACGUUACUUCAUGAGCCCUGAACCUUUUUGACCCUUACGUGAGCUCAUACAUAUAUAUAAGUUGGGGAAUAUGAUGCACUGUAUCCUUGGACCGGUCUACAAAAUGUAGAAACUUGAUCAUUUAUGCAAAAGGAUUUUGUUGUUUGUGACUUUUAAUCUUUUGAUAGCUGUAAGCACGUAAUUAGCAAUAUUCAUUGACACAAUUUUUUUAUUUUUAUUUAAUGAGGAUUUUAAUACAGACUUUUGUACACUGAUGUGUUCACGUGUGAAUAAAAUAUAUGCACAGAC